This is a messenger RNA of Aplysia californica (California sea hare), 521 nucleotides long. Its product is annotated as four-domain proteases inhibitor-like. The record is from RefSeq and is a predicted model, not a curated record. The transcript has 3 exons. Gene Ontology annotation, molecular function: protein binding. The coding region runs from base 26 to 469 and encodes 147 amino acids. Lineage: Eukaryota; Metazoa; Mollusca; Gastropoda; Aplysiida; Aplysiidae.
GACUUUCGUUUUUUACACGCUCAUCAUGAAGUGGCUAGUGUUGGUUCUCCUGGCUGUGUACGUGGGUGGCGCUAUGUCUGCGUCCUGUGACACCAUGAAGAAACGCCGCUGUACCAGGGAGUACAAACCUGUGUGUGCGACCUUCACCCGGACCUUCCCCACUCAAUGUGUCCUCGAGUCAAUGAGGUGUAAACUCGCCAAACAAGGCUGGCAAUUUGACGAGAUUUUGUCCAAAAGAGACUGCUGUCAGCGGCCAAUAACCUCUGAAUUCCAUUACGUAUGUGGAUCUGACGGUGAAGUGUACAUGAAUCCUAUGGGCAUGGAAGUCGCGGCUUGCGAAAAGAGAGACUAUAUCAAGUCCGUGCCUCUCUCCAACUGCCCAAAUAUCCAUCGCCCUCCUGGCACUCUCGAUAACCCUGCCCCCAUGCCUAUGCCUGAACUUCUCCCAUGGGUAGGUGUCAUGUACUAGACGGUGACGCAAGCGCGCUUGGAAUAAAGUAUCAGAACCGUCACGAAAUUCA